AUGUGUAACUUGUGCAACGUUCAACCGAUUAUUUUCUCAACAGAAGUGUCUGUGGCCGCAUUAGUUCUGAUUUGGCAGCUGUAUGAAUCGGUAUGGUUAUUUCAAAGUGAAGGCUGUACUUCGGAUAAAGAUCAAUAUUCGUUUGGUGAUGCUGGCAUUAACAAACUUCUGGAACUGAGUUAUAAUUUUGUUUUGUCAACCAAGCUCAGGAAACAUUUUGGAGAAGUAGAAAACUUUUUUGAAAAUUAUCAUUGGAAAGAGUGUGAUUACCCAAACAAUUUGCUAAGAAAUGUGGCUGAGUCAUCAUGUUCAACUGCUUUUAAACUAGUCCUUGACAUUGACAUCUUUCCCAGCGCCAAUCUCCACAAAGCGUUCGGUGAAAUGAUUGAAAAACAUCCCUUAUACAUCAGUCAAGCGCAAAAAUUAGCUUAUAUAGUACCUGUAUUUGAAACAGAGUCACCAGAGGAACUUCUUUCUAUAAAGUCUAAAGAAAGGCUAUUAAGAUCAGUAAGGUUGAACAGGACCCGACAAUUUUAUGUAGCGGUUUGUGCAAAAUGUCAACGUGCUACAAACUACAAGAAAUGGUUGGAGUUGAAAGUUAGCUCAGAUUUGAAAGGAGCAUAUGAAAUAAUAUGGGAACCAUCAUACGAACCAUUUUAUAUCCUACCGAGUACCGCUCCUUCUUAUGAUGAGAGGUUCAGUCAGUAUGGAUUUAACAGAGUUAGUCAUGCAUGUGAACUUCACGUAAGUGGAUACAGAUUUAUCGUACUGAACAAUGCAUUCCUUGUACAUGACACAUUCAAACUUCAAACUUCUUUUCAUUCUGACAAACGUGACGACGAGCUCAUAAACAGAGUAAAAUACCAAAAGUUUAAAGAAGAUUUAUUGCAAAAGUAUUCUACCUCUUUAAAAUAUUGUUGA
This is a messenger RNA of Helobdella robusta, 921 nucleotides long. RefSeq lists its product as hypothetical. Gene Ontology annotation, molecular function: glucuronosyltransferase activity. The coding region runs from base 1 to 921 and encodes 306 amino acids. The transcript is spliced from 6 exons. The record is from RefSeq and is a predicted model, not a curated record. NCBI's taxonomy places the organism in Eukaryota, Metazoa, Annelida, Clitellata, Rhynchobdellida, Glossiphoniidae.